UAAAAUUCCUCUCUUUCCUUCCAGACUUGCAAGAGAGAAGCUCCUCAGAUCUACUCCCUCUUUUAUAUAUACUUCCCUUCUUCAUCUUCCUUGCUUCUUUCCAUGCUACUGACUCUCUCUUUUACUGACUUCACCUCAAUGAGCACUUGUAUUUCUGUACUACCACUGUAUCUAUCUGUUUUUUGCGGUACAUUGUAAGUGAACUCAGUUCUCCAGCGAGUCUGGCCGAACCUCGGCUGAAAAGUAUUGUUUCCGUUGAGUGGCGCAGCGGCGAUGUUCAGGCCAGCACGAUGGAGGACGGAGAAGAACAAGAUCAAAGCUGUGUUCAAAUUGCAGUUUCAUGCAACUGAGAUCCCUCAAUUAAAUGUGGACGGGUUGAUGCUAUCUGUGGUUCCUGGGGAUGGUGGAAAGCCAACGGUACGAUUAGAGAAGGCUGUAAUUCAGGAUGGAUGCUGUCGGUGGGAAAAUCCAGUUCAUGAGACAGUAAGGUUCGUUCAGGACCCAAAAACAGGGAAGAUCGAUGGGAGAAUUUACCAUUUUAUUGUGUCAACUGGAUCAACAAAAUCCAGUUUUGUUGGGGAAGUUUCAUUUGAUUUUGCUGAUUAUGGAGAAGCGACUAAACCUUCCAAUAUUUCACUUCCCUUGAAGAAUUCAAACUCCAAAGCAAUUUUGCAUGUUUCCAUUCAAAAGGUCCAGGCAGAUUUUGAUCAGCAAAGGAAUGUGGGAGAACAUGAGAACACAGAUGUUAAAUCCCAGGAUUGCAGCUUGAAUGCUCAUUUAAGCAAUGAUUACACUGCCGAAAGCAUUAGAAACCACCUGGCUGAAGAUAGGCCAUUCAAUAAAGCUGCUCAAAAUGCUGAACUAAACCGUAGAGCAUCGAUAGCAUCUGACAUUACAAUGUCAAGUUCUGAUAGCAGCUCUGGACUUGAUACUCCCCGAGAGAGUGGCAUUAGAAACUAUAGCAUCCAUCAAGACCCUCCUAGCUUUUCAAAAUCUUUGGCCCACCCUUUGGUGCUGCAUAACCAAAAUGUCAGUGCCUCAAUGACAAUUUAUGAAGAGCCUCAGAGAUCGGAAUGGGAAUUGUCAGGAGGGUCUGAUCAUGGAGUGAGUACAGAUGACUCAACAAACAGUUCCCAGGACAUCCUUCCCAGAGAUAUUGAGAUUGAGAAGCUCAAAGCUCAGCUCAUAGCUUUGGCCAGGCAGGUGGAUGUUUCAGAGCUGGAAUUGCAAACUCUACGAAAGCAGAUUGUGAAAGAGAGUAAGAGAGGGCAGGAUCUUUCAAGAGAGGUUAUUAGCUUGAAGCAGGAGAGAGAUUCUUUCAAGGUAGAAUGUGAGAAACUAAAGGCCUUUAAAAAAUGCAUGGAUGAGGCCAAAGUUAAAAACAAGUUGCAGUAUGGAAGUGGAGACCCAUGGAUUCUUCUUGAAGAAAUCAAACAAGAACUAACUUACGAAAAGGACCUGAAUUCUAAUCUUCGGUUACAACUGCAGAAAACACAGGAAUCAAACUCUGAGUUGAUGCUCGCUGUGCAAGACCUAGAUGAGCUGUUGGAACAGAAGAACAAGGAGAUAGCCAACAUCUCCAGCAAAUCAGGAUUGUUGCACGAGCCUGAAGAGAUAAGGCUAACUACCCCUAGAAGUGAGACAGAUGAAGAUGAAGACCAGAAGGCACUGGAAGAGCUUGUUAAGGAGCACAAGGAUGUCAAAGAAACAUACCUGCUAGAGCAAAAGAUCAUGGACCUUUGUAGUGAGAGAGAGAUCUACAGGAGAGAGAUUAAUGAGCUAGAGAUGCAGAUGGAGCAGCUUGCACUUGACUAUGAGAUAAUGAAACAAGAAAAUCAUAACAUCUCAUAUAAGUUAGAGCAGAAUCAACUGCAAGAGCAGUUAAAGAUGCAAUAUGAAUGCUCAUCUUCUUUUGGCAACAUAAAUGAACUUGAAACUCACGUCGAGAGCUUGGAAAAUGAACUCAAGAAGCAGCAAAGAUUAUUCUGCUGCUUUAGCUUCCAUAAUAAACUUGAAACCAGUGAAGGGCCUGAGAGAGUUAGAGAGGCAGCA
Molecule: messenger RNA, 2052 nt
Organism: Carica papaya (papaya)
Lineage: Eukaryota; Viridiplantae; Streptophyta; Magnoliopsida; Brassicales; Caricaceae
Source: RefSeq, a predicted model, not a curated record